CAAAGAAGUAAAUUCAACAAGCUGAGCUGAGAGAAAGGCAAACGUUGAACUACUUCUGGUUGUUGUGAAAUUAUCGACCAUCUACUGGCAUUGUACUUGUUUACUCUUCCGAGUACGAUUCGUUACUGCAAAAGCUGCCUUGGGUCAGCUCUUUGGAGCCCAACAAUGGUGGAUUGAACGCUGAUUGUAUUCACUCUUCACGAAGUUGUAAUAACUGACGUGUGUUCGCUCCCAAGAUGUUGUUUGGCCAAUGGGGGAGUUUGCCAUCUUAUGUGAUAAACUCUGUCUUGGGAGAUUACCUGGAAAAUAUCAGUGCCGACCAGUGGUCCAUGGGAAUUGUGAAAGGGUUUAUUGAAUUGCAUAAUAUCCCGUUUCGAAAAGAUGCACUUCGCCAGCUCCAGCUACCAGUCGAGAUCAAAGAUGGGUAUGUUGGUUGCCUGCGUUUGCGAUUACCGUACCAAUCCAACGGCGGUGUGUUUUCCGUGGAAGGAGACGACGUCUACGUGCUGAUUGGACCUUCCACUAGAACGCAGGGUACUGGUGCUGAACAGAAUGCAGCUACGGCCGGGAAGUUCCAGGCAUUGGAUGCUUGGGAAGCACAGCGACUGAAUACAAAGGAAGAUGCCCCAAAGUCUAUGGCCUAUUCGAUGGUUUCAGCAAUACUGGACAAAGUUCAGUUUCUUGCCACCAACGUUCAUAUUCGGUAUGAGGACAGUAUCACAAUUCCCGGCCAGACGUUUGCUGUCGGCAUCACCAUUGACAAACUCUCUGCACAAAAUGCUGGCGAUGAGUGGAAACCCGAGGGCGUCACGACCGAUGCCGAUUUAGCUUGCAAGGUACUCGAGCUUGAGAAGUUUAGGGUGCAUUGGGACGUUCACGCCACCAUCCCGGAAGACGAGUCAACGGAUGACUUCAUGAAACGCAUGAAGACUGCUAGCCAAGAGUGCCACUCGUACAUUGUCAAGCCAUUCAGCGGCUCUGUACGUUUCACUCGGAACAAGUCGACCGCACCACUGCGUUCGCUGGACACACCGCGUGUUCAGUUAGAUGCCGAGCUGGAGCACAUUGACAUGCAGAUGAAUCGUGCACAGUUCCGCCAAUGUACGGUGCUAGCCGAGACAACCCAGCAGCAUAUCAUUGCACAGCAGCGACGGAAACAUCGACCUGUCUGUCCUGUCAGUGAAAACUGCAGGGCAUGGUGGAGAUAUGCUAUCUUUGGCGGUGUACUUGGCCUUCACGAGCAUCUGCGUCACUCCAGCCGUACGUUUGUCCUGAACUGCCUGCACGAGAACGUCAUCUAUGCCCGUCUCUACAGGAAAUGGGCCCAGGAUACUGACUCCAUUGCGUGCGACGAAAUGGAGGAUAUGGCUGCGAUCGAGCGAGAGCGCCCGGUGGAAGAGCUGUUGCUGUUGAGAUCCGCGGUGCGACGUAGUCUGAAACGAGACAAGGUCGAGACAAGUGAGGAGAUUGCUCCAGCACCUCCGAGAAAGGUUCAGGGCUGGCUUUCCGGAUGGAGCGGCUGGUCGUCUGCUGUGGACGCAGCGGGUGAAGAAUCGAAUGCCAUUGAGGGUCUGGCAGAGGAAGAGGACGACUUGUUGAAGGCUAUCCAGUCGUUGAAAAGCGACGAGUCGAUGCUGACACGAGAUAACCUGUUCCUGCGUGUCCACUGUCGCAUGCAAGGCGCUUCAGUCGAGCUUUUCUCUUCUGUACCAAGCAGACGGAGGACAUCGAACAGCACUGGUGAUGCUGGAGAUGCUGAUGGCGAUCACAAGUCUAUGUCGGUACAGUUCCAGUUGUCUGGUGUGAACCUCGACCUGGACUUUAGUCCUCGUAACCAGGCCAGCAAGAUGCACUUGUCACUUGAAACUCUGCAUCUCUAUGACCAUCUGCACAAGGACUCUCUCUUCCCCGUCUUGAUUGCACCACAGACCAAGCUGGAUGCUGAUCAUCCCGCGCCAUCACAGUUCAGACGGCAGUACUCGGUUGCUAGCAGCAGCGAUGACGAUGCCGACAGCAAGCCACUCUUUUCAGUACAUUUCGAGAAGAACCCUCCACACACGGUGUCCAACUGCAGGCUUAAAGUUGAAUGUCGCCCGUUGGACAUUGUGUACCACCCCACCGCCGUGCACUCCAUCACUCAGUUCUUCACCCCGCCCACAGCCGGCGGUGGUGCUGGCACAUCAGCAGCUCAAUAUGCCUCGUUCCCCAGCACAGCACAGCCCAGCCAGCUCUCUGCGGCUGCCAGACGUCGCUACGAGCAGUGGAAGGACGAGACGAAAGCCGGUCUGCAAAACACGCUGGAUGGAUUGAUCUCGAUUCCUGAAACGAAAAGUAUUCAGCGCUGGUCAUUAGACUUUGAUGUAGCCGCGCCGCAAGUUAUAAUUCCUGAGAGUCUGACUGAUGAGAAAGCACCAAUGGUCGUGGUGGACCUAGGUCACCUGAAGUUGGAGACACUGGCCACCGAAGCCGUUGAGAAAACCGUAGUGGCAACAGUGGACUUCUCUGACUCUGAUGAUGAUGGUUGGGAUGAUGAUGCCAGUGCCUUUGCAACUCCAAUGUCAACCCCACCCGACUCGGAAACGGAAACUGAUGCUGGUUUUGACAGUGACCUCUUUGUGACAGCACUACACGACUUGCCAGGCCUGGCAGCAGUGCCUGUGGAUUCAAACAGCGCCCCGUACUCGCCGGCUUUCCCGCUAGCUGGCUCAGCUCCACAGCAGUCACGCUCAGUGGACCGGCUGUACGACAAGUACCUGGUGAACCUGUCUGAUCUGCAGGUGAUGGUCGGCCAUCGGCACGACGAGUGGCAAGAUGCGCACAGCCUGCAGCACAGCAGCCUGCACGUGGUCGAUCGCUUCACCAUCGAUGUGCAGAUGCAUCGACGUGUCUCGCAGCAUUGCGACCGUCGUCUGCCCGGAGCUGCAGUAUCUGCCAAGCUUCCCACGCUGCAGCUGCAUGUGGACGAGCAGAAGAUCGCCGCGCUGCACUCCUGCAUGAAGAACCUGAGCCAGAAGAGGCGCAGUAGUAGCGUACCGGAGUCGGUGUCCUCCAUUCCGAGUGCACAUCCUACACCGGCACCGUCUCCCUUUACGGAUGGCUUUGACAGCGAGGACGAGUCACUACAGUCACCACAAUCCCCGCCUGCAUUCACUUCCCUGUCACCUAAUGCAACAUUCUACCCCACGUCUCCAAGCAAGCGAAAGAAGUUGCCAAAGAAGGCCAAAGGAACUGCUCCCAUUGGUGUCUCGUUCGGUGACGUGUCCGUGGAAGGCAUGCAAGGAAUGACCAGUAUGGAACCCAGCGUGUCUGCAAAGAUGGAGGAUGAAGUGGAUCUGCGCAAGCUAGUCAUACACUUCUCUGUCGGAGCAGUGUCGGUCGGAUUGAAUAGCAGAGGCCAUAGCAUCACGGAGCUGCAACUCAAAAAUCUUAGCGCCGCGGUGAUCAUGCGGCCGUUUGAAUCCUCAUUGUCAGUUGUUCUUCAUGAGUUGCUACUGGUGGAUGCUUUGCAAAAGUUUGGCAGUGACUAUGAGUUACUGGUGGCGUCUAAGACGACUUCGUGCUGCUUCAGAAACCCGCACGACUCCCCUCUCUCGACACAAGAAGCUGAGAGCCAGUCCGACGAAUCCCUGUUGUGGUCCAAAUCCAUAGUUACUCUUGAGGACCUGGUGUCAAUGGAGGGUAUAGCUAAUUCCGGCACUGAUGCCCUGAUGACUCUGGAAGCUAGUCAGUUUGAUGCCAACUACCCGGGACGUGAAGGCGAGGGCCCCCUCAAUGUCAUCACAUUGAACUUCAGUGACCUGAAUAUCAUUGCUAAUCAAGAGACGAUAGCUGAGUUGAUCAGCUUCUCCAAGCGUGCCUUGCCCCAGGACUCUCUUCCUUCAUCACCGACGGGUGUGUCUGCUGAGCCAUCUGCAGCUCCGUUCAUGGUGACGCAAUCAGGAACGCCGAGCAAAACUGACAUCACCGCAUCAGCCAAACAGGUCAGUAUAGUGGUGGUGCGCGGUCGUGCCGACCUGAAGCAGCGGAGAGAACAGCACUUCCGCAACGUGUCUGGCCGCCAGGCAACGUCCCCGGCAUCGACCCAGUCGUUACCAGCGUCGUCAUUGCCAGGUAGCAGUGCGACAUCGCCAACUGGUGUGUACACUGCUCCUCCGGUAGCAUCCAGCGAUGGGCCAUCUCCACAGGUUGCACGCAUUGUACUGCACGGAGCGCGCAUUAUGGGCUCGUUCAGUGCCGAACUGGAGGUGAACGGUGUUAUUGGCGGUGUGUGCGUUACUGAUCUCACACCUGAAGGACGCCUCUACCAACAGGUCUUUAGUGUGGGCACAUCCACCUCAAUAUCUCUUGGAAUGAGCACUCUCCUGGAUGAGUAUGCCGGAGCUGAGGCAGACGCUCUGAACUUCUCUUGGCGCAAGACAGAUCCUGCCGCCGCGCACCGGGCUGGCUCUGCGGAUUCCAACGAGGCCGAGACAGCACUGACCGUGCGGCUGGCUUCCAUGCGAUACUUGCACUCGCCGCUGUUCCUCGACACACUGAAGAGGUGCGCAGCUACGUUUCAGCAGCAUCUGGCCAGUAUUGUGCAGCAGGCAGCUAAAGGCGUAGCACUCGGAGUGGUCGGGCACAGCACCAAGACCCUUGCGGAGCGCAUAGACAUGCUGUCCUCCUCGUUCAUGGGUGCGUCUCAAGCCAACCUUGAGCCGGACAUGGACGAGACGGAUGCUGGUGUCCGUGGUGGCCACUACCUUGAUGAUGAUCCAGAGCAUCGCACUCUCAUCGCAAGCAGGGAGGGUUUGAAACUGCAGAUCUCAAUGGAGAGUCCAGUCAUCGCCAUACCGCAGUCGAACAGCGAUGGCCGUGUCAUCGUAGCCAAUCUAGGCAGCAUGUCGAUGCAUAAUUCCUUUGAGACGGUCACACUACCACAGCUGGACAUGGCCAGAGGUCUGGAGAAGGCGCUGCACAUACCCGAGACGGUGGAGCGGCGGCACAUCCAAGUGCGCAACAUUCACCUGGCCGCGUUGCAGCUGGACGUGGCCAAGAUGGAAGACUGGUACAGGCAACCGCAUGUCUCCACGUCCAUGCCGCCAUACUUCUGCACGAACGCAAACCCGCACGGCGCCAUAUCACACAUACUGCACGACACCGAGGUGGCGGCUCUCAUCGACUCGCCGCUCGAGACAACGUUCUCCGACGGUGAUGCGGUGCAGCGCUUGUAUGGUGAUGUGAAGGUGGUGGGGGCACUGCGGGUCAGUAUCUCUAAGUCAGUGUUCCGCCAAGUGACCGCCACUCUAGAUGCUGUAGGCGGUAACAAACCAGCCCCGGGUGAGACCGACUCAGCCCCGGAGAAGCCAGCAGCAGCAGCAGCGUCGAAGCAGCCCUCUCACCCUCAACACCAUCCGCUGCGGCGACGUGAGGAUGGCAUGAUCUUCAUGCCGUCACCCUCCACCAGCGCUGGCAGCGGCAGUGGGCCAGGCAAUCGUAGCGACUCUGAGGAUGAGGGCCCACAGUUCCAUAUCCAGUGUCACGUGCCCAUCUUGCUGUUACAACUGCGCACUGAGCUGCACAGCGGGGAGCAAGGCCUGGCCGAUAUCUCUCUGCACGACUUCCUGAUGCAGGCAGUGCGUUGGCAGCAGUUCCAGACACAUCUGGACAUCUCGCUGCGCUCACUGCUAGUCGAGGAUCUGCUUGAAAAGCACGACUCCAAGCACCGCUUUCUGAUGUCGUCAGCCAGCUUGAAGUCGGUGUCUUCGGCUCACAGUAGCGGUGGUGUGCCCACUCACAAGACGCGUGGUGUGUACUCCAUGUUCCCGGGCAGUGCUGCUGCUAGCAGUAUCCCGCGACUCUCCGCCGUAGUCCCGCUUGUCGAUGCCUUCUCACUGCCGGCCGCAGGUAGCAGUGGCGGUGUGCCCUUGCCGAGGUCUUCCACGCCAGCCAUCCAGCGACACAACUCCAUGCCGCCAACAGUGGCGGGUGUAGCAGCAGCGGCUGUGGUGAGUGACCAUGACGUAUGCGAUGGUCCGGUGUACCAGGACGACUUUGCGGACGGUGCGGCAGCAACGCCAUCGUCGUCGUCGCGCAAUGCUGCCAGUACUGCUGGCGAUGAGACGCUGGUGCAGGUCAAGGUCCGCCUGGUCGAUAAGAAUGCACCCACCUUCUUCUCCGAGUUCAAUGGGGUGGAUCGGUUUGUAGAUGUUGACUUCAACUCCUUGGAUACCACCGUCAAUCAACAGACAUGGGUAGGUGUGCUGGACUUCUUCGGUAUCGGCGAACCGAAACCUGCAUCGUCGGCUCAGAGCACACGUCUGCCGUCUUCACCAACGUCGCCGGAUUUCUCCAUGCCUACGAGUCCCGACCAGCAAGAGCAGCAGCCGGGUAUGGAGGGGCAGACAUCAGCAGAUGCAGCUGCAGAUAGCUCACCAUCAUCAGCCAGUGCGGGUGGACGACCCGGGCAGGAUGAGCAGCCACCUCUGCAGCAGAACCAACAGGGCACUGGGCAGUCAUCGGUGCCACAGCAGCGAGAGCCGACGUCGGACAUUCAAGUGCGCGUGCACAGCCUGUCGUUGACGCUGAACAAGCCAACAGGCGCGCUAGCCAAGGCGUGCGUCGGUGGCCUGGACGUGCACUUGCUACUGGAGAAUGGCAAUAUGUCAGUGAAAGGUAGUCUGAAGACAGUCUCACUGACCGACUUGACCCCUGCCGGAGCACUCUACAGAGAAAGGUUCACCACUAUUGGCAAUGAAGCUCUGGUAUUCGAGGUCUUCAAAUAUGGCCCUCCAGACUGGCAGAACUUACGCGACUUUGACAUGAAAGUGCACCUGAGAAUGGCGUCGGUACGCUAUGUGCACACCAAGCGCUUUCAAAUGGAGCUUGUCGCUUUCAUCCAGCAUUUCACCCAGUCAAUGGAUGCUUUACCACGGAUGCGUGCCAAUGCUGCUGGUACCUUGGUGUACAAUGGACCAACGCGCUCUGGCCGCAUACUACUGGACAUUGAAACGAGCAACCCCGUGGCGCUGCUGCCACGCUCGGCCAGUUCGCGUGACAUGCUCGUGAUCAACCUUGGCAACGUCAGUGUGCACAACUCAUUCCGCUAUGCUGGCACUGCAACCGGCAACUCUCAUUCACCAAAGAACCCACAGAAGCCAAAAACCAAUGGCAGCAGCAGUAGUGACUUUUCUUCCCACGCAAAGUCCACGACAGCAGGCGACCCCCGUUACUCAGCGCCAUCGGGUAGUGCUGACCUAUCGCAUUCUACUUCCUCGAAAUCAACAUUGUUCAAUCGGUCAGAGAGUCUUGGUGCAAGACCCGAGACACUGCUGGACUUUACCCCGAGCCCGCGUCACUCACGUCAGUCACGGCAAGGAGAUGACAUCUCGGCGGACGCAACCAGCAGACUGGAGGAUUCCAAACUGGCUAGCCCUAAUUCGCAGGGUCAGAUCAAUGACGAGGCCAAAGCGUGGCUUAAGGCUGGACAUCACAUGUCAGGUCCCUGCCUGCUGGAUGUUCUCAACAUUGAGCUCAGCAACAUGGAUGUCUUCUCCGCCAAACGUGUUGAUGGCCAGCGGCAGGCUGGAUUCCCGUCGGCAAUGCACGCCUCCGGCCUGGAUGAAGUAGACGGGGCGGCAGAGGAUUCGUUUACCUUCGAGCCAACGAGUGGACGCAGUCUGGAGAAGAAAUGUACGCUGAGCCUAACCAUCGAGCGAAACCUUCACCAAGACUUCUGCCAUGACGUGCCAGACAAUCGCUUGAUUGGCCAGCUGUCUUCGGUGAACAUCUGCUUGGAUCAGUACCAGUUUCAGCUGGUGAAAGGCGUGCUAGCUGACAACUUGGGCGAGGACAUUGAGGAGUUUGAGCGGCCGGAGACGCACAUCCGUGACCCCAUUGUUCAGACGAAGUUUGCAUCGGUUUGGACUGGCCUUGAUCUUCAAUUACACCUGGUCAACGUCAGCGUUGAGUUGCUGUACCAGCAUGCCAGCAAGUUCAUACCACAGGCGUCGCUGGCACGCUUUGACUUCAAGCGCAGCCAGCUGCAUUUUGAAGCUCGCUCGGACACGACGAAGACGAUUGAUCUCGUUUCCCAGGCUAUUGUUGCUAACGAUACUCGCUACUCAGGCUUUGAUGGCGACAUGCCAUCUAACGUAUUCUCGCAGAUCUUGCAGCCGCGUCACUUGAACUCUUCCAACAGUCUGCAGUUGGAGAUUCACUAUCGUACGUACGUCUUGCCGCAUCCACGCCGUCAGCUUACCGUCUUACUCAACAAGGUCCGACUGCUUGGUGUGUUUGAGUGGAUGCUGCAAGUAAAGGAUUUCAUCACUGGCAAGGGUGAUGGAGACCAGCAGCAGCAGCAGCAGCAGCAGCAGCAGCAGCAGCAGCAGCAGCAGCAGCAGCAGCAGGAGGAGGAUCCUAAGUCUGACACAUUGCCCCUGGGUGGAUUAAAACCACUGCCGAGCGGCGAUAACAUGGCUGACGAGAACGAAGAGAAAGAGGAAAAGCCAUUGGACUUCCACCUCAACAUGGCCGAAACAGAGGUGCUGGUUCUGGAGAAUGCGUCCAACCCCAACACCAAUGCUGUGACGCUGAAGUUCACGCUCGUCCUGUCGUUCCGCGCCCAGCUCAACUCCAGCCCAGAGCUGUCCUGCAGCCUGCAGGAGAUAGAGGUAUUCUCAUGCAACCUGGGCAGUGAGGAGGAUUCGGCCCUGUCUAUCAUUGACCCACUCAACAUCAACGCCGAAGUUCGACCUCAGGCUAAUGGCUCCAGCUCAAAGCGGCCGACCAGCCUCGGUUCUGACAUAUGCACAUUGCCUCCCCUCGAGAUCUCCGUUCAGCACGUGUGCAUGCGUGUGUCUUAUCAUGAUAUUCAACUCUUCCUGGCCAUACUCAAAUCACUACCCGGCCAGGCAGCAGCGGCCGGCUUCAAGUCAGCGUCGGAGUCGCAGCCGUACAUGGAGACCUCGGCGUUUGAGCCAGUUGAUGAACGUGUCUGCAAGCUGGAAGCUCUUGGUUAUGAGGCACGACAUUGCAAGUUCGCCCUGGAUGAGUGCAAUGGAGAUCCGAACGCAGCCGCCAACUGGCUGGCGACCAAUGCGCCCGCAAAGUCUGACCUGCGCGCUGCAGCGUCUGAUAGUGGUAAUAAGCUGGGGCCGCUGCAGAUCGGCUCCAUCCGGGUGACGGGUGCUGCUGUGACUGUUUGCCUGAUUGACGACUGCUGUGGCCGUGACAUUCCACUGGCUGAGCUGACGUUGAACAAGCCCAGCAUCACACACCACCUGGUGACAUACCCCGGUACCGGACAUGCCAGUGGAACUCUAGUCAUGGAGUACUACAACCGCGGCAUUUCGGCAUGGGAGCCUCUACUUGAGCCAUGGAAAUGCGGCAUUUACUGGAUUAAGGAUCAGGCACCGGACAAGGAUGAAUUGACAGUAAAGAUUGAUGCAAGCGAUCGUCUGGACUUGACAUGUACUUCGGCCUUCCUUCAGCUGGUCAAGUCCACGCAGACCAGCUGGUUGGAAGACUACAACCGUGCUUCGGCCAACAGUAGCGAAGCAGCUCUGCAUACGCCCGACUCCUCGGUCGACGAGGCUGCACGACUGCCUCAGCCGGUGGCCCCUGCCGCCAGCGGCACCUUGCCAACGUUCAACAACACGCGGCGUACACCGUUCACACCCUACGUCCUCCACAAUAACACUGGAUGUCGACUGCACUUUGCUACCCUCACAACAUCGCCUUCAAGAGCACCGCAAAUAGCCAACCUGACAUCUAGUGGGGCUGACUUUGGUACAUCUUCAUCGUCUAGUUUGAAUGACAGUGAUUUGGCAUCUGGUCUACCGUCUCAUAUCGCUCAGUGGCAUGAUGUGGCUGCUGGUAAGCAGGUUGCCUUCCAGUUCGACAGUCACAGGAGACGCCGCAACUAUCGUGAUACGCGUCGUCUGACAGUGCAUCAGAUAGUUGUGCACGUGGAUAGAUGGCAGCGUGUAGCACCCCUCAGUGUGGACCGUGUCGGCGUGUUCUUCAGGGACAUGCUGCCCGAAGACCCAUCGCUCCCAGCUGUACGCCUGGUGGUCACGAUAAAGAUCGGUGCGGAUGCUCGCAAGGUGGUCAACGUCCGCUCUGCGCUGGUGCUGCACAAUCGUCUUAGCGUCCCGUUGGAGGUGUGUUGCAGUCAAGGCUUGGACUUGGGAAGCUCGGAUGAGAUUGCGUCCAGUGUCGACAAACGCUCUAACCAGAUCCAGUUGCCUGUUCUCAUGCCGGGCGAGAGGGCAGCAGUUCCUCUGCAGUACACGGAGCUACCGCUGUGUGCACGACCACAUGCCAGAGGCUGGAAGUUUGCACCAGAUCUGCUGGACUGUGGUCCAGUCAGCCAGGAUCUACCGGUGCAUAAUGUACUCGCCUCCUGCAAGGGAGCUGGUCACAAGAACGACAUAUUUAGAUUCCUUGCGUCCAUUCAGCGUGAAUCCUUCCCCGCUAAGCCUAGGAUGAUCACACAGAAAGGUACUCUGAAGGACAGUAGUGAGUUGCGUAUGUCCAGGAGAGACGUGUCCGUCAGUGUGGAUGAUAUAGAAGGGUCAAUGCUGAGUCAAGGGUGUCCACGCUUCUGUUCCGGUUACAACAUAGUCUUCUUACCAACAGUGACACUAGUCAACCUGCUGCCUGUCGACAUGGAGUAUUUCAACGAUACCACUGGUCAAUGUGGUGUUGUCAAGGCUGGCAAGGAGGAACAGCUUUUUGAGGUCAACCCCACAAAGGUACUGGAGCUCGGCAUACAGCUAGAUGGUUUCCAGCGUGGUGCUAAUAUCCGUGUACCACCCGGUGUGGACUCCGUUGACACACUGGAACUGCGAGAUGCCAAUCACCGCACUCUCAACCUUCACACUAAGGCCGAGUCGCAAAACAACUCGUUGACGUUGAGUAUCCUCUGCUCGUAUUGGUUACGCAACCUCACCGGUCUGCCACUCGUCUUCAAGCAAGACUCUGCGAAGCAUGAAGCGGCCGGACAGUCGGAAGCCCACGAGAAUGCUCGCAGCCUUACGCCACUCCUGUUUUCAUUCAGUGACCCGUCGAAACCGAAUGCCUGCAGUGUUCGCCUCGGCCGCAGCCCUCACAUGCGUGGCACGCCUGCUUGGUGCCCUCGUUUCCGCCUCGAUCGCAACAGUGGCAUAGGCUUGAAGCUGGUGGCCGUGCAGGGGCAGAAUGCACCUGACAGUGUGUAUGAGAUAGGUAUUCAGACACGCCGUGGAAAGGGACGCUACGCGCACACGCUGGUGGUGACGUUUGUCACUCGUUUCCAGAUUGAGAACCACAGCCAGUACGAUAUUGCGUACUCUCAGCGCCGCUUCAUCAGCAACCAGAACGUAAAGCUAACUCGGCCACCGGCACAGGUACCGCCAGGCUCUGUUGCACCGUUUCACUGGCAGCGCACAGACUAUGACCAAGUCCUGUGUGUUCGCAUUGCCAACUUUCCCGACUGCCGCUGGUCUGGAGGUUUUCAAAUCGACAAAGAGAACUCCCUUCACAUCAUUAUGAGAACACGCAAUGGUCAGAGUCUCUUCCUUCGCGUCGACGUUGUCCUGCGCAAUGCUACGUACGUGGUCGGUUUCUACGAUGCAAGGCAGUUACCUCCACCGCUGAAGAUUGAGAACCUCUCGCCGGUGCCGUUGUAUUUCAGUCAACGUGGUGUUCCCGAUGGCACGCUACGCACACUGCUCAACGCCUAUCAAUGUGUGUCAUAUGCAUGGGAUGAGCCCAUGGGAGGCCAGGAGUUCCGCAUUGAGAUUGCACACGGCGGCCAUUACGGUUACUACGAUGCACAGGAGUUUGGCGAGAAGGAGGGUCUGUACUAUGACAACAAUAUCUAUAUCACAGUCAGCUGUAGCUCUCCACGUCACCCUCACCAUGAUGAGUAUGCAUGUGUGUCACGGCAAGCCUCUCCGUCAGAGCUGGUGCUUGACGUGCCCCAAGGCAAAGCAGUCAUCUUCAGCAAAAAGGAUCCCAAACGGCGCACGCAGCUGUGGAGAGUAACGACCAGAGGUCGGCUGGAAAACAUCGGCCUGUCUGAAGGUGUCAACACACCGCGCGGUCUGAACGCGGGCAAUAGCACAAGCAGCAAGAAGCGUGUCAGUAUAGUACUGGAUGUCAUGUCAGUGGGUGGUGCAGGUACAUCCACCGGAAGAGUGUAUAACCGUGCCAGUGCACCACUUCAAGUAGCAGUCGCUGAUGAGGCUCGAUCAGCCACACAGACAUGGUCCUUCACUGAGGAUGGGCGAUUGUCCUGUGGUACACUGUAUGUACAACCACUGGAUGGCAUGCAGGGCUUGCAGCCAGGUGCUGAUGCCGCAGCCGGUCCUUCUCUUCUUCACGGGCACAGGCGAAGUAGCGGCAACGGUUGGGGCAGCGCAAGUAACCCGUGUCUGGACGAUGGAGGACCUCCUCUGUGUCAGAUGAUGUCCGCGCAGCGCCAACUGCCUGGCUCCGGAGCACUUGCCAUUCGCCUGCACCCAGCCGGUCCCACUCGCGUCCUGCAGAUCUUUGACAUGCAGGACAAGCGCUUGCAACGUGGCACUUCCAGAGAGGAUUGGGUCACUAUCGACACACAGAAGGUUGCGUCUCGCAAUCUUGUUGUCGGCGAGUACAGGGCAGCAGCGGAAGCAGGCACGAGUGUGGAUGAUGAGCCGGAUUCUAAAGGAACAGAACUCAAGGUUAUUGUUCGACUUGCUGGUGGAAUCGGUGUUUCUUUGGUCAAUCGGAAUGUGGAUGAGCUGUGCUUCCUCUCCUUGCUUGGAAUAGAGGUUGAUGUCAUGGCAACCAAGGCAAGACAUUCUAUUGAGGCGUCAAUACAGCAACUGCAGAUUGAUAACCAGAUGACGUCAGCUCAUCGUCCAGUGAUUCUAUCACGCACUUCACAGCCAGAUAAUGAUAGGAAAGGGCCACUGCAACCGUGCAUUCGCAUCACAGCAACACAACUACCCAGCACGUCUGCAUGCACACAGCUGUUCGAGAAAGCAGAGGUUGUGGUGCAGCCGCUAACCGUGGUCCUGGAGGAGCGUCUUGUCCUUGCACUCGUUCAGUUUUCUGGUGCCGCGGAAGAAGUAGCCGACAAGGAAACGAGCGAAGACCUAGAGUUUGAACGGAGUGUACCAAUCAUCUCUGCCACUCAGUCAAACAACAAGCACUACUACUUUGCUGACCUAUUGCUCAUCCUGAGUCCGUUGAAGCUCAGCCUGCUCACCAACAGCCGGCUACCUCCAGACUUGAAGAAGAUCAAGAAGAAGAAGAUUUUCAUGCCGCUAGCUCAGUUUGAAGACGCCAUGCUCUGGUUUGACCCUCUGAAACGCGAACAUGUGUUUGAAACACAGGCAGCCCACAUCAGCUACAUGGUCGACUUUUACAAGCAGUACAUUGUGAGUCAAGCGCCCAGCAUUAUUGCAUCAUCGGAUCUCCUCGGCAACCCACUCGGCCUGUACAAUGACUUCACGUCGGCUAUCUCUGACAUCUCCAAGCUGAACGUGGCCAGUGGGGUGUCGCAUCUCACCCAUGGCCUCAGUGACGCAACAUCCAAGCUUACUGGUGUUGCGUCGGAUGUCCUCGGCCAGGUGACCAUGGAUAAGUCCUACCAAGAUGAGCGUUCACAGCUGACUGAGAGCUGUCGCAGUGGCAGUGAUCACUUGGCAGCUGGUAUCGCCGGACUGGCACACGGUGUCAUCGGUGGUAUCACCAGUAUUGCGCAACAGACCUACCAGGGCAGUGUCAACGAAGGAGUCACGGGCUUCAUCUCCGGCUUUGGCAAGGGUAUUAUCGGUACGGUCGCCAAACCUGCAGCGGGUGUGCUAGACUUGGCCAGUGGCACAGCGGCCGCGCUACGCCAGACCACCAAGAGCUCGUCGUUGUCUGUACCGCCCGUACGCCAGCGCCGCUGCCUGGCAGGCCUUGGCGGCGCGCUGCCCAGUUUCAACGAGAAGUCGGCGAUGGGCCAGCAGCACCUCAUGCAGCUGAACAACGGAAAUGUCGAUGAAACGUUUGUGGCAAUGGAAUGCUUGCGCAGUACCAAUCAUGACAGAAUGUCGGCUAUUAUUUCCACUGAGCAAGUGUUCUUUCUCGGCAAGAAGAGUUCACAACCUGAAUCCAUUGUGCUGCAGGUCCCCAUGGCUGAUUUGAAGUACGCACAACCAGGCUGCAUACAGGGAAAGGGCGGUACAUCGACUGCAUACUAUGUAUGCCUGUACCUGCACUCUCCACAGCAGCCGACUGACAGCACAGGGAUGGGUGGCUCCAAGUCGUCAGCAGUGUCGGCAUCAUCGUCGUCGUCGUCGUUGGCAUCGAGCAACGCCGCCCGAGUGCCUCGCGUCCGCUGCUCUCAGGAGAAGCUGGCCAGCAAGGUGGCCCAGGAGAUCAACUAUGCCAAGUCACUACACCAACAGCGCAUGCUCAUGGUCCCACUCUCCGAUGCAUCACCAGACAUUUGGUGACAAACGUAACGUGCCUUCUCUGGCUUGUUUGUUUCUUUUUUUGGUGCUGAAAUGUUUGUUGCCCUGACAACGUAAUGACUGCAGUCCACUGUUUUUAUGGCUGGCUUCUUUGAGGUAUACAUUCUUGAAAAUUUUGUUUUUGAUACUUUUCUUAGUUUCAUCAUGAAAUAUUAUGGUCCCUACUCCCCUAGCCUGCACAAAACACAACUGUAUGAAACAGAUUGCUUUGCAAGUUCCAAUUCCAAUGUCCUAGUGCAUUCAUGACAGUAGAAUCUUCAUGGAACUUGUUCUUCCAACAUUGGAUACUCAUGACAUCUGGUCCUGCAGUGCAGACUAGUUUUUAGCUCUGGAUUCCUCUUCGUAGGCCGUUGUUUUCUUUUCUUUUCUUUUUAACUGGAUGAACUCAUUUUUUAUUUUCUUUCAUGUUGUUUUCAUGCUGCAGGUUGUACUUUCCUGAUCUUAAUGCGUGCGUUAUUUAAUUAUGGAUUCUGUCUGCUGUUGGCCUUCUUUUCAUGCCAGGAAGACUAUCAGUUGUGUUCCUUCGGGUCACGCUCCUCAAGUAUUGACUCACCUUGCUAUGACAUUCAAGUAUACAAUCAUA
Messenger RNA from Sycon ciliatum, 15054 nucleotides. Its product is annotated as intermembrane lipid transfer protein VPS13D-like. Gene Ontology annotation, cellular component: extrinsic component of membrane. NCBI's taxonomy places the organism in Eukaryota, Metazoa, Porifera, Calcarea, Leucosolenida, Sycettidae. The record is from RefSeq and is a predicted model, not a curated record. Gene Ontology annotation, biological process: protein targeting to vacuole; mitochondrion organization; protein retention in Golgi apparatus. Gene Ontology annotation, molecular function: protein binding.